AUGGCCGACUACCAACAAGACAGAAUGCCUCCGAGGCGGCCACAGGAGUACGGCCAACAUCCUCCUCAGCGAGAUGCCGCCUACGCCAACAUCUUCGGCGCCUCUCCAGGCCCCGGCCGAUCGCACACGAUGACCUCCUCGUCGCAGCCCCCUCCGAUGAUGCACUCCGAUCGAACCCAGACGAUGUCCUCGAUGUCCUCGAUGCAACGGAUGCCUCCUCCUCGAGCACCCCCGGGGCCCGGAUACGACCGAACCCGGACGAUGGACUCGAGCAUGGCAAACGGGUAUUACCCAGGGCAAAGAACUAUGCCUCCUGGGCCACAAGUGCCAUCUCAACAGUACCUGCAGCAGCAACGGCAGCCUCAGGGCCCGCCAGGCCGGUAUCCUCCCGGGCCCAUCCCCCCAAGAUUCGAUCAGAGAGGACCACCAGCAGGCGCAUACGGAGCUCGAACGCCGGCACAGAGAUUCUAUCAGAAUGGUGCAGGCCCUGCUCCCGCGUUGAACUCCGACUCGUACCGAUCCCAGUCCCUCGCCGGUCCUCCGAGGCAGCCGAUGUAUCAGCCCCAAGGCGGCUCACAGCAGGCCCCCGCCAAUGCCUUCCGACAUGCACCGUAUAGUUCGACCUCUUCUCGCACAACCGCGCAGGGUCGCGUGGUGCCCGAACGCCAUGAUGAGAGGGCCAUGUCAAUGACCGGUGGCUAUCCCGGACACGAACGUGAUGCGCAUCAGACCAUGAGCGGAAGGGUCAUCCCAAAUAGGCGUGCGCCUUCGGUAGAGGUCUCACAGGACGGACAGAAUGGGUACAACGGGUACGCGCCUGCUCCAGGGGCACAGACGAGGUCCAGUGUGCAGUCGUCGGCCAGCGGAGACAGCGGUAGAACCAUGUCUAUGGCUUCCACCAUUGCGCCCUCCAUAUCCGAAAGAUCUGACACCACCUUGACACAUCGUCCAUCCAUGAGCUACUCUACCGUAGAUGGGGUGGAACGGCCGCCCACGGCAAAGAUACGGCCACCUCUGGUUUAUCCUGCGCUUUUGUCUCGGGUGGGCGAGUGUUUCCGGGAGAAGAUCAUAACCGGCGACCGCACGAAAAACGAACUGACCUACAAGAACGCAUUCAGUGGCUCAGAGGCGGUAGACGUGCUGUCAUACAUAAUCAGGACCACAGACCGGAAUCUUGCCUUGUUACUCGGCAGAGCAUUGGACGCCCAGAAGUUCUUCCACGAUGUCACGUACGAGCACAGGCUUCGAGACUCGGCUUCUGAAAUGUAUCAAUUCCGGGACAUUAUGAUGGAAGAAGGCAGCGACAAGCCUCCAGUGAACGGUGUCUUCGUCCUCUUGUCCGAAUGCUACUCGCCAACUUGCACACGAGACCAGCUUUGUUACUCGAUCGCCUGUCCGCGACGCCUGGAGCAAGUCUCGCGGCUGAAUCUGAAGAUAGGCGCCGGACUGAAGAAAGAAGAAGCCCCGCCAAACGACGACGAUGAUGUGGAUCAGACGGACGAGCAGAAACUCUGGAUCAACACGGUGCCAAAGGAGGUUGCCGAUAGCGUGUCUGAUAAGGAAAAGAAGAGGCAAGAGGUCAUAUCGGAGAUCUGCUACACAGAACGGGACUUCUGCAAAGAUUUGGAGUAUCUGCGAGACUUUUGGAUCAAUCCUCUUCGAUCGAAAGCAUCGCCUAUUCCUUCUCAACGGAGGGAAAAGGUGGUGCGCAAUAUUUUCAGCAACAUCAUUGAUCACCCCAGUAUCCAUGCUGUGAGCUCCAAGCUGGCCAAAGGCCUCACGGAUCGGCAGCAGAACGGCCACGUCGUGCGGAAUAUCGGUGACAUAUUUAUGGAAUGCGUUCCGCUGUUCGAACCUUUUAUAUUGUACGGCUCAAAGCAACUGGAGGCCAAAUACGAGUUCGAGAACGAGCGAUCGAUAAAUCCGCAAUUCAGCCGGUUUGUGGACGAGAUUGAGAGGCGGAAAGAGUCCAGAAAGCUGGAGUUGAACGGUUACUUGACCAAGCCAACGACCAGAUUAGCGCGGUAUCCUCUUUUGCUCGAGAACAUCCUCAAAUACACAGAAGACGGAAACCCGGACAAAGACGACAUACCAAAGGUGCUGGUCAUGGUGCGUGACCUCUUGACCAGGGUCAACGCUGAGUCUGGAAAGGCGGAGAACCGGUUCAAUUUGCGGCGUCUGCAUGACCAGCUCAAGUUCCGACCGAACGAGAAGGUGGACUUGAAGUUGACCGACGAGGGUCGUGAACUGGUCUUCAAGAGCAAUUUCAAGAAGUCGCCAACAGAAAAUACGGAUAUAACGGCAUUCCUUUUCGAUCACGCUGUUCUGCUAGUCAGGAUAAAGCAAGUUGGCAAAGCAGAAGAAGUCAAAGCGUACCGCCGGCCAAUUCCGUUGGAGCUACUGUCCAUCAAGGAGAUGGAGGAAGUGAUACCUUCAGCAGGCGCCCCCCGGAGAUCUACCUCUGGCUUGCUGCCAAACAUAAGAAACGAAGUCGGCAAGAAAGGAGAGGGCUGGCCCAUUACGUUCAAGCACAUGGGCAAAAUGGGAUACGAGCUGACCCUGUACGCGUCCACGCAAACCGGGAGGCAAAAAUGGCUCGAGUUCAUCGAUGCUGCGCAGCAAAAGUUAAGGGCGCGCGUGGACUUCCUCAACACCACAAUGAUUUCACAAGCGUUCUUCACGGGCGUGAACAAAGUCAACUGUGUUGCUCCUUUCGACGGCGGCAGGAAAUUGAUCUACGGCACCGAUGCUGGUAUCUAUGUGUCGGAUCGCAAGUCUGGCGGCCAGCCCCGUAAAAUCUUGGAGGCGACCAACGUCACCCAGAUCGACGCGCUCGAGGAGUACCAGCUUCUCUUGGUGCUCUCAAACAAAUCGCUCAUCUCGUACAACCUGGCAGCGCUUGACCCCAACGAGUCCGCUCUAUCCAAGAAGCCCAAGAAGAUCCAAAGCCACUGCAGCUACUUCAAGGCAGGCAUCUCCAUGGGCAGGCAUCUGGUGUGCUGUGUUAAGCCCACGACACUUUCAACCACCAUCAAAGUGUACGAGCCGAAUGAUGCUAUGUCCAAGAGCAAGAAACAAAAAGGUUUCAGCAAAAUGUUCAACGCUGGCCAAGACGAGCUCAAACCGUUCAAGGAAUUCUACAUCCCAACAGAGUCCACAUCUGUGCACUUCCUGAAGUCGAAGUUGUGCGUGGCAUGUGCCCGCGGUUUUGAGGUCGUAUCCUUGGAGACCCUUGAGACGCAGUCCCUGCUCGAUCAGGCUGACACGUCGCUGGACUUUGUGGCUCGAAAGGAAGCCGUGAAGCCGAUUCACAUCGAGCGCCUCAAUGGCGAGUUCUUACUUAACUACUCCGAAUUCUCGUUCUUCGUCAACCGAAAUGGUUGGCGAGCAAGGCCCGAGUGGAGAAUUGAUUGGGAAGGCACGCCACAUAGCUUUGCGCUAUCUUACCCCUGGAUUUUGGCUUUCGAGCCCAACUUCAUCGAGCUUAGGAAUAUUGAAUCUGGUGCAGUGCAUAUCGUGCCGCACAAGAACAUUCGCAUGUUGCACAGCAGCACACAUGAGAUACUGUUCGCAUAUGAAGACGAAAAGGGCGAGGACGUCGUUGAAGCCAUGGAUUUCUGGAAGAGUCAAAGGAAGAGCGUUAUGCCUGAUGGCGCGAUGAACUCACCGGUCGGACAUUAUGCCAGAAUUACACAAUAG
This is a messenger RNA of Diaporthe amygdali, 3699 nucleotides long. RefSeq lists its product as uncharacterized. The transcript has 4 exons. Gene Ontology annotation, molecular function: guanyl-nucleotide exchange factor activity. The record is from RefSeq and is a predicted model, not a curated record. Bases 1 to 3699 code for a protein of 1232 amino acids. NCBI's taxonomy places the organism in Eukaryota, Fungi, Ascomycota, Sordariomycetes, Diaporthales, Diaporthaceae. Gene Ontology annotation, biological process: intracellular signal transduction.